Molecule: messenger RNA, 13070 nt
Organism: Rana temporaria (common frog)
Lineage: Eukaryota; Metazoa; Chordata; Amphibia; Anura; Ranidae
Product: trichohyalin-like
Exons: 5
Coding region: 120-12374 (4084 amino acids)
Molecular function (GO): transition metal ion binding; calcium ion binding
Source: RefSeq, a predicted model, not a curated record
AUUUAUUUAUUAUAUAAAGACACCCAACGAGUCCGAUCCCAACCAACCCGACACCGAUCUGCCGAGACCGGAGGAGACGCAUCAUUUGCCGGCCAGCCUAGACCUUCCCCACCGCAGCCAUGGCCAACUUACUAAACGCCAUCCGGCGGAUCAUCGAUACCUUCCACAGCUACAGCUGCGAGACCGCCCCCUGCGACAAGCUGAACAUGGAGGAAUUCGACAAACUCAUCCAGACGCAGUUCGCCGAAGUCAUAGAGGAUUCCAAUGACCCCCAGACCAUUGAAAAAAUCCUUAAAGCCCUGGAUACGAACAAAGAUGGGGUGGUGGACUUUCAAGAGUUCCUGGAACUAGUGUCCAAAGUAGCAGUUGCUUAUUUCGAAGCCCUGAGGACCAAGAAAGGCUGCGACAUUUGUGCUUCUAGGAAAGGACCAAAGACAUCAACUGCUACAGCUACGAAGUCACCACAAAGCCAAAAAGAGUCAGAUCAUGGCCAGUUUCAAACUCAAAAGCAAGACGUGACCACAAAGGAAAGUUCUGCCCAGAAGCAGGAUCAGGAAAAACCACACGAGAAACAUCAUUCUGUUCACAAGAAAGAUCUUGGACAAGAUCCUAAACAGAAACAAGAUCUCACCACGAAAGAAGAUCCCCUCCAGAAGACCGACCCCGCAUCUAAACAAGACCAAACUCAAAAGCUAGACCUAACAAAGGAAAAAGAGCCAGUAUCCAAAAAAGAGCCAGUCCAGAAACAAGAUCCAGCACAAAAAGAUCUGACAAUAAAACACGAUCCAGGACAAAAACAAGAUUCUUCCCCGAUAAAAGAUUCCAAGGAGAAAUCUGAUGUUACAAAGAAACAAGAAUCAACCAAGGAGAAAGACUCCACUCAGAAAAGUGACCAAGAAUUUAAACUAGAGUCAACCCCGAAACAAUAUCAAAGCCAACCAACAAGUCCAAGACCAGGAAAAGACCAAACACAGAAAUCAGAGUCAACACCGAAACAAGAUCAAAGCCAACCAACAAGUCCAAGACCAGUAAAAGACCAAACUCAGAAAUCAGAGUCAACACCGAAACAAGAUCAAAGCCAACCAACAUGUCCAAGACCAGUAAAAGACCAAACUCAGAAAUCAGAGUCAACCCCGAAACAAGAUCAAAGCCAACCAACAAGUCCAAGACCAGUAAAAGACCAAACACAGAAAUCAGAGUCAACACCGAAACAAGAUCAAAGCCAACCAACAAGUCCAAGACCAGUAAAAGACCAAACUCAGAAAUCAGAGUCAACACCGAAACAAGAUCAAAGCCAACCAACAAGUCCAAGACCAGGAAAAGACCAAACGCAGAAAUCAGACUCAACCCAGAAAGACAAAACUACCCCGAAGCAAGACCAACCUCAGCCAACCUUAUCAACUGAGAAACAAGAGAUAAAAUUGGCAAAAGACUCAGAAAACAAACAAUACCCCAUCCUGAAAGAAGACCCAACUAAGAAAGUAGAACCUACACUGAAACUGGGUGAAACUGCAAAGCAAUAUCCAGCUGAGAAGAAAAAUCCCAGUUGUCCACGUGACCCAGAAGAGAAACAAUGCCCUGCAUUUAUAAAGUAUUUCCAGAAGCAAGAUCCCAAACAGACACCAAGUCACAUAGUCCAGAAAGAUGAACCAAAAGAGAAACAUGAGUCAACCCAAAAAGAAGAUAAGACCAGAAAACAAGAUGCUAAAGAAACUCAAAGUUCUACAGGGAAGCAAGAUUCAAAAGCGAAACAAGACCCACCCUUAGAAGAAGACCCAAAAAAGAAAUAUGGGCAAACUCAAGACAAGGACAAUAAAGACUCAACCCAAAAACAAGAUCAGAAUAGCAAAAAAGAUGUUACAGAAAGUCAAUGUUCUUUGAUAAAGAAAGAUUCAACAUUGAAACAAGACCAAACUCUCAAAGAAGACCUUAAAGCAAAACAAACCCCAAUCCUCAAACAAGAACCAACCCUCAAACAAGAUCCAUCCGUCAAACAAGAUCCAUCCGUCAAACAAGAUCUAUCCCACAAAAAAGACCCAACCCUUACGGUAGAAUCAACAAAAAAAGAUGGACAAAAACAAGAUCCAAAAGACAACCAAGAUUCAAAACCUAAACAAGAUCCAAAGGACAAAGAAGACCCAGGACAGACCCAGAAACAAGGAUCCACUCAGAAACAAGACCAAACCCAGAAACAAGACCCGAUUCAGAAACAAGACCCAACCCAGAAACAAGACCCAACCCAGAAACAAGACCCGACUCAGAAACAAGACCAGACCCAGAAACUAGACCCGACUCAGAAACAAGACCAGACCCAGAAACAAGACCAAACUCAGAAACAAGAUCAGUCCCAGAAGCAAGACCAGACCCAGAAACAAGACCCCACCCAGAAACAAUAUCAGUCCCAGAAGCAAGACCAGACCCAGAAACAAGACCCAACCCAGAAACAAGACCCAACCCAGAAACAAAACCCAACCCAGAAACAAGACCCAACCCAGAAACAAGACCCAACCCAGAAACAAGACCAGACCCAGAAACUAGACCCUACCCAGAAACAAGACCCCACCCAGAAACAAGAUCAGUCCCAGAAGCAGGACCAGACCCAGAAACAAGACACAAGCCAGAAACAAGACCCCACCCAGAAACAAUAUCAGUCCCAGAAGCAAGACCAGACCCAGAACCAAGUCACAAGCCAGAAACAAGACCCCACCCAGAAACAAGAUCUGUCCCAGAAGCAAGACACAACCCAGAAACAAGACCAGACCCAGAAACAAGACCCAACCCAGAAACAAGACCCCACCCAGAAACAAGAUCAGUCCCAGAAGCAAGACACAACCCAGAAACAAGAUCAGACCCAGAAACAAGACCCCACCCAGAAACAAGAUCAGUCCCAGAAGCAAGACACAACCCAGAAACAAGACCCCAUCCAGAAACAAGACCCCACCCAGAAACAAGACUCCAAUAAGAACACAUUCUCAAUUCUUAAGCUAAACUUAAUCCCAAUACAGUACUCUACAGUGCAACAAGACCCAACCAAGAAACUAGACCUAAACAAAAAAGAAGACUCCACCCAGAACCAAGACCAAGUCCAGAAAGCUGGCUCUACUCAGAAACCGGACCCAACCCAGAAAGAAGAUUCACAACAUAAGCAAAGCCUAAGCCAGAUUCCAGGCUUUACACAGAAACUAGACCAAGGACAGACCCAGAAACAAGAGUCCACCCAAAAGCUGGACACCACCCAGAAACAAGACCAGACCCAGAAACAAGACCAGGUUCAAAAACAAGACCAGGUCCAGAAACAAGACUCCAAUCAGAAACAAGACCAGGCCCAUAAAGACUCAACUCAUAAACAAGACACCGCUCAGAAGCAAGACCAGACCACUCAUAAACAAGACCAGACCCAUAAACAAGACCAGACCCAGAAACAAGAUGCCACCCAAAAACAAGAAACCACCCAAAAACAAGACCAGGCCCAGAAAGACUCCAUUCUUAAACAGGAUCAGACCAAGAAACAAGACACCACCCAGAAACAAGACUCCACCCAGAAACAAGACCAGACCCAGAAAAAGGACUCAAUUCAGAAACAAGAGCCAACCCCAAAGCAGACCUCUACACUGAAACAAGACCAGACCCAGAAACAAGACCAGACCCAGAAAGACUCCACUCAUAAACAGGACACCAUUCAGAAGCAAGACCAGACCACCCAUAAACAAGACCAGACCCAGAAACAAGACCAGACCCAGAAACAAGACCAGGCCCAGAAACAAGACACCACCCAAAAACAAGACCAGGCCCAGAAAGACUCCAUUCUUAAACAGGGUCAGACCCAGAAACAAGACACCACCCAGAAACAGGACACCACCCAGAAACAAGACCAAACCCCAAAAAAAGACUCAAUUCAGAAACAAGAGCCAACCCCAAUGCAGUCCUCUAUACUGAAACAAGACCAGACCCAGAAACAAGACAAGACCCAGAAACAAGACUCCACCCAGAAACAGGAAACCAUACAGAAACAAGACCAAACCCAGAAAAAAGACGCAAUUCAGAAACAGGACACCACCCAGAAACAAGACCAGACCCAGAAACAGGACACCACCCAGAAACAAGACCAGACCCAGAAACAAGACUCAACCCAGAAACAAGACCAGACCCAGAAACAAGACCAGACCCAGAAACAAGACCAGACCCAGAAACAAGACCAGACCCAGAAACAAGACCAGACCCAGAAAGACUCCACUCAUAAACAGGACACCACCCAGAAACAAGACCAGACCCAGAAACAAGACUCAACCCAGAAACAAGACCAGACCCAGAAAGACUCCACUUAUAAACAGGACACCACCCAGAAACAAGACCAGACCCAGAAAGACCCCACUCAUAAACAGGACACCACUCAGAAGCAAGACCAGACCACCCAUAAACAAGACCAGACCCAGAAACAAGACCAGACCCAGAAACAAGACCAGGCCCAGAAACAAGACACCACCCAAAAACAAGACCAGGCCCAGAAAGACUCCAUUCUUAAACAGGGUCAGACCCAGAAACAAGACACCACCCAGAAACAGGACACCACCCAGAAACAAGACCAAACCCCAAAAAAAGACUCAAUUCAGAAACAAGAGCCAACCCCAAUGCAGUCCUCUAUACUGAAACAAGACCAGACCCAGAAACAAGACUCCACUCAUAAACAGGACACCACCCAGAAACAAGACCAGACCACCCAGAAACAAGACACCACCCAAAAACAAGACCAGACCCAGAAACAAGACACCACCCAAAAACAAGACCAGACCCAGAAAGACUCCACUCUUAAACAGGAUCAGACCCAGAAACAAGACCAGGCCCAGAAACAAGACUCCACCCAGAAACAGGAAACCACACAGAAACAAGACCAAACCCAGAAAAAAGACGCAAUUCAGAAACAAGACCAGACCCAGAAAAAAGACUCCACUCAGAAACAGGACACCACCCAGAAACAAGACCAGACCCAGAAACAGGACACCACCCAGAAACAAGACCAGACCCAGAAACAAGACUCAACCCAGAAACAAGACCAGACCCAGAAACAAGACUCAACCCAGAAACAAGACCAGACCCAGAAACAAGACCAAACCCAGAAAAAAGACGCAAUUCAGAAACAAGACCAGACCACCCAUAAACAAGACCAGACCCAGAAAAAAGACUCCACUCAGAAACAGGACACCACCCAGAAACAAGACCAGACCCAGAAACAGGACACCACCCAGAAACAAGACCAGACCCAGAAACAAGACUCAACCCAGAAACAAGACCAGACCCAGAAACAAGACCAGACCCAGAAACAAGACCAGACCCAGAAAGACUCCACUCAUAAACAGGACACCACCCAGAAACAAGACCAGACCCAGAAACAAGACUCAACCCAGAAACAAGACCAGACCCAGAAAGACUCCACUUAUAAACAGGACACCACCCAGAAACAAGACCAGACCCAGAAAGACUCCACUCAUAAACAGGACACCACUCAGAAGCAAGACCAGACCACCCAUAAACAAGACCAGACCCAGAAACCAGACCAGACCCAGAAACAAGACCAGGCCCAGAAAGACUCCAUUCUUAAACAGGGUCAGACCCAGAAACAAGACACCACCCAGAAACAAGACCAAACCCCAAAAAAAGACUCAAUUCAGAAACAAGAGCCAACCCCAAUGCAGUCCUCUAUACUGAAACAAGACCAGACCAAGAAACAAGACUCCACUCAUAAACAGGACACCACCCAGAAACAAGACCAGACCCAGAAACAAGACUCAACCCAGAAACAAGACCAGACCCAGAAAAAAGAUGCAAUUCAGAAACAAGACCAGACCCAGAAAAAAGACGCAAUUCAGAAACAAGACCAGACCCAGAAAAAAGACUCCACUCAGAAACAGGACACCACCCAGAAACAAGACCAGGCCCAGAAACAAGACUCCACCCAGAAACAGGAAACCACACAGAAACAAGACCAAACCCAGAAAAAAGACGCAAUUCAGAAACAAGACCAGACCCAGAAAAAAGACUCCACUCAGAAACAGGACACCACCCAGAAACAAGACCAGACCCAGAAACAGGACACCACCCAGAAACAAGACCAGACCCAGAAACAAGACUCAACCCAGAAACAAGACCAGACCCAGAAACAAGACCAGACCCAGAAACAAGACCAGACCCAGAAAGACUCCACUCAUAAACAGGACACCACCCAGAAACAAGACCAGACCCAGAAACAAGACUCAACCCAGAAACAAGACCAGACCCAGAAAGACUCCACUUAUAAACAGGACACCACCCAGAAACAAGACCAGACCCAGAAAGACUCCACUCAUAAACAGGACACCACUCAGAAGCAAGACCAGACCACCCAUAAACAAGACCAGACCCAGAAACAAGACCAGGCCCAGAAACAAGACACCACCCAAAAACAAGACCAGGCCCAGAAAGACUCCAUUCUUAAACAGGGUCAGACCCAGAAACAAGACACCACCCAGAAACAGGACACCACCCAGAAACAAGACCAAACCCCAAAAAAAGACUCAAUUCAGAAACAAGAGCCAACCCCAAUGCAGUCCUCUAUACUGAAACAAGACCAGACCAAGAAACAAGACUCCACUCAUAAACAGGACACCACCCAGAAACAAGACCAGACCCAGAAACAAGACUCAACCCAGAAACAAGACCAGACCCAGAAAAAAGAUGCAAUUCAGAAACAAGACCAGACCCAGAAAAAAGACGCAAUUCAGAAACAAGACCAGACCCAGAAAAAAGACUCCACUCAGAAACAGGACACCACCCAGAAACAAGACCAGACCCAGAAACAAGACUCAACCCAGAAACAAGACCAGACCCAGAAACAAGACCAGACCCAGAAAGACUCCACUCAUAAACAGGACACCACCCAGAAACAAGACCAGACCCAGAAAGACUCCACUCAUAAACAGGACACCACCCAGAAACAAGACCAGACCCAGAAACAAGACUCAACCCAGAAACAAGACCAGACCCAGAAAGACUCCACUUAUAAACAGGACACCACCCAGAAACAAGACCAGACCCAGAAACAAGACAAGACCCAGAAACAGGACUCCACCCAAAAACAUGAAACCACACAGAAACAAGACCAACCCCAGAAAAAAGACACAAUUCAUAAACAAGACCAGACCCAGAAAAAAGACUCCACUUAUAAACAGGACACCACCCAGAAACAAGACCAGACCCAGAAACAAGACUCAACCCAGAAACAAGACCAGACCCAGAAAGACUCCACUUAUAAACAGGACACCACCCAGAAACAAGACCAGACCCAGAAACAAGACAAGACCCAGAAACAGGACUCCACCCAAAAACAUGAAACCACACAGAAACAAGACCAACCCCAGAAAAAAGACACAAUUCAUAAACAAGACCAGACCCAGAAAAAAGACUCCACUUAUAAACAGGACACCACUCAGAAGCAAGACCAGACCCAGAAACAAGACUCAACCCAAAAACAAGACCAGGCCCAGAAAGACUCCACUCUUAAACAGGAUCAGACCCAGAAACAAGACCAGACCCAGAAACAAGACCAGACCCAGAAAGACUCCACUCAUAAACAGGACACCACUCAGAAGCAAGAGCAGACCACCCAGAAACAAGACUCAAUCCAAAAAAAAGACCAGACCCAGAAACAAGACUUAACCCAGAAACAAGACCAGACCCAGAAAGACUCCACUUAUAAACAAGACACCACUCAAAAGCAAGACCAGACCACCCAUAAACAAGACCAGACCCAGAAACAAGACUCCACUCAUAAACAGGACACCACCCAGAAACAAGACUCAUCCCAGAAACAAGACCAGACCAUCCAUAAACAAGACCAGACCCAGAAAAAAGACUCCACUCAGAAACAGGACACCACUCAGAAACAAGACCAGACCCAGAAACAAGACUCAACCCAAAAACAAGACCAGGCCCAGAAAGACUCCACUCUUAAACAGGAUCAGACCCAGAAACAAGACCAGACCCAGAAACAAGACCAGACCCAGAAACAAGACCAGACCCAGAAACAAGACCAGACCCAGAAAGACUCCACUCAUAAACAGGACACCACUCAGAAGCAAGAGCAGACCACCCAGAAACAAGACCAGACCCAGAAACAAGACUCCACUCAGAAACAUGACACCACUCAGAAGCAAGACCAGACCACCCAGAAACAAGACCAGACCCAGAAACAAGACUCCACUCAGAAACAGGACUCAACCCAGAAACAAGACCAGGCCCAGAAAGACUCCACUCUUAAACAGGAUCAGACCCAAAAACAAGACCAGGCCCAGAAAGACUCCACUCUUAAACAGGAUCAGACCCAGAAACAAGACCAGACCCAGAAACAAGACCAGACCCAGAAAGACUCCACUCAUAAACAAGACACCACUCAGAAGCAAAACCAGAUCACCCAUAAACAAGACCAGACCCAGAAACAAGACUCAACCCAGAAACAAGACAUCACCCAAAAACAAGACCAGGCCCAGAAACAAGACACCACCCAAAAACAAGACCAGGCGCAGAAAGACUCCACUCAUAAACAGGACACCACUCAGAAGCAAGAGCAGACCACCCAGAAACAAGACCAGACCCAGAAACAAGACUCCACUCAGAAACAGGACUCAACCCAGAAACAAGACCAGGCCCAGAAAGACUCCACUCUUAAACAGGAUCAGACACAGAAACAAGACUCCACUCAGAAACAGGAUACCACCCAGAAACAAGACCAGACCCAGAAACAAGACUCCACUCAGAAACAGGACACCACUCAGAAGCAAGACCAGACCACCCAGAAACAAGACCAGACCCAGAAACAAGACCAGACUCAGAAAGACUCUAUUCAUAAACAAGACACCACUCAGAAGCAAGAGCAGACCACCCAUAAACAAGACUCAACCCAAAAACAGGACCAGACCCAGAAACAAGACUCAACCCAGAAACAAGACCAGACCCAGAAAGACUCCACUCAUAAACAAGACACCACUCAAAAGCAAGACCAGACCACCCAGAAACAAGACUCCACCCAGAAACAGGACAUCACCCAGAAACAAGACCAAACCCAGAAAAAAGACUCAAUUCAGAAACAAGAGCCAACCCCAAAGCAGGGCUCGACACUGAAACAAGACCAGACCCAGAAACAAGACUCCACUCAUAAACAGGACACCACCCAGAAACAAGACCAGACCCAGAAACAAGACCAGACCCAGAAACAAGACUCAACCCAGAAACAAGACCAGACCACCCAGAAACAAGACCAGACCCAGAAAAAAGACUCCACUCAGAAACAGGACUCAACCCAGAAACAAGAGCAGACCCAGAAACAAGACUCCACUCAUAAACAGGACACCACUCAGAAGCAAGACCAGACCACCCAUAAACAAGACCAGACCCAGAAACAAGACUCAACCCAAAAACAAGACCAGGCCCAGAAAGACUCCACUCUUAAACAGGAUCAGACCCAGAAACAAGACCAGGCCCAGAAAGACUCCACUCUUAAACAGGAUCAGACCAAGAAACAAGACCAAACCCAGAAAAAAGACUCAAUUCAAAAACAAGAGCCAACUCCAAAGCAGUCCUCUACACUGAAACAAGACCAGACCCAGAAACAAGACUCCACUCAGAAACAGGACACCACCCAGAAACAAGACCAGACCCAGAAAGACUCCACUCAUAAACAAGACACCACGCAGAAGCAUGACCAGACCACCCAAAAACAAGACCAGACACAUAAAGACUCCACUCUUAAACAGGAUCAGACCCAGAAACAAGACCAGACCCAGAAAUACUCCACUCAUAAACAGCACACCUCUCAGAAGCAAGACCAGACACAGAAACAAGACACCACCCAAAAACAAGAGCAGGCCCAGAAAGACUCCACCCCUAAACAGGAUCAGACCCAGAAAGACUCCACUUAUAAACAAGACACCACUCAGAAGCAAGACCAGACAACCCAGAAACAAGACUCCACCCAAAAACAAGACCAGGCCCAGAAAGACUCCACUCAUAAACAGGACACCACUCAGAAAAAAGACCAGACCACCCAUAAACAAGACCAGACCCAAAAACAAGACACCGCCCAAAAACAAGACCAGGCCCAGAAAGACUUCACUGUUAAACAGGAUCAGACUCAGAAACAAGACCAGACCCAGAAACAAGACUCAACCCAGAAACACGACCAGGCCCAGAAAGACUCCACUCAUAAACAGGACACCACUCAGAAGCAAGAUCAGACCACCCAGAAACAAGACCAGACCCAGAAAGACUCCACUCAUAAACAGGACACCACCCAGAAACAAGACCAGACCCAGAAAGACUCCACUCAUAAACAGGACACCACUCAGAAGCAAGACCAGACCACCCAAAAACAAGAUCAGGCCCAGAAAGACUCCACUCUUAAACAGGAUCAGACCCAAAAACAAGACCAGACCCAGAAACAAGUCUCCACUCAGAAACAAGACCAGACCCAGAAACACGAUCAGGCCCAGAAACAAGACCAGACCCAGAAACAAGACCAGGCCCAGAAACAAGACCAGGUCCAGAAACAGGACCAGACCCAGAAACAAGACCAGGCCCAGAAACAAGAUCAGGCCCAGAAACAAGACCAGACCCAGAAACAAGAUCAGGCCCAGAAACAAGAAGAGACCCAGAAACAAGAUCAGGCCCAGAAACACGACCCAACCCCAUUACAGUGCUCUACCAUGAAACAAUAUUUAACACAGAAACUAGACCUGACCAAAAAAGAAGACCCCACUCAGAAACAAGACCCAGCCCAAAAGCCAGAUUUUGAUCAGAAGUCCGACAAAACCCAGAAAGAAGAUCCACCACAGAAGCAAAGCCUAACUCAGCUUCCAGGCUUUGCACAGAAACCAGACCCAGGGCAGACCCAACAAGAGCAGAAGAAAGACUCCACCCAGAAAUCAGACUCCACCCAGAAACCAGACUCAACCCAGAAACUGGAUCCAACCCAAAAACCACACUCAACUCACAAAGUGGAUCCAACCCAGAAACUGGAUCCAACCCAGAAACUGGAUCCAACCCAGAAACCAGACUCAACUCAGAAAGUGGAUCCAACCCAGAAACCAGACUCAACUCAGAAAGUGGAUCCAACCCAGAAACUGGAUCCAACCCAGAAACAAGACUCAACUCAGAAACUGGAUCCAACCCAGAAACUGGAUCCAACCCAGAAACUGGAUCCAACCCAGAAACCAGACUCCACUCAGAAACUGGAUCCAACCCAGAAACCAGACUCAACUCAGAAACUGCAUCCAACCCAGAAACCAGACUCAACCCAGAAACUGGAUCCAACCCAGAAAUGGGGAACCAGUCACUUCCAAAGUCCAGAAAACGUGGUUGAUCCAUAUGCACAUUCAUUCCUAGAGGCCCAGCAACAUAUUGACCAGAGAGAUACAGUACCCUCAAGUUAUGUCCAAUACACCACAGCAGGGCAGACCACCUCACAGCAGAGUCAAGGGGGUGACAAAACCGCCCAACAGACUGGACAUACUGAAACACAUUAUUCCUAUACCUCAGAAGGUGUUACACCAUCUCACCAGAUAUGGGGAACCAGCUUCCACCAGGGAGAUAAAGAUGAUCUAUACUCCCAUUCGUUUCUAAAGGCCCAACACUACAUUGACCAGAGAGAGACAGUACCUUCAAGCUUUGUCCAAAACACCAGUGGAGGUCAGGACACCACACAGCAAACGACCCAAGAAAAGAAGACCACGCCUUGGCCAACCUAUGAACCACACACCAGUGGAGGGCAGGACACCACACAGCAAACGACCCAAGAAAAGAAGACCACGCCUUGGCCAACCUAUGAACCACACACCAGUGGAGGGCAGGACACCACACAGCAAACGACCCAAGAAAAGAAGACAACGCCUUGGUCAACCUAUGAACCACCCACCAGUGGAGGUCAGGACACCACACAGCAAACGACCCAACAAAAUAAGACCACAACUUGGUCAACCUAUGAACCACACACCAGUGGAGGUCAGGACACCACAAAGCAAGGGACCCAAGAAAAGAAGACCACAACUUGGUCAACCUAUGAACAACACACCGGUGGAAAUCUGGGUUCAUCAUCCACACAGAGUCAUCAUGAAGCUCACCCACAAAAGCAAGACCUAAGCCCUUGUCACUAUCCUUUGUAUGAACUUUCCCGACAAUCACCAACACUCGCAAGAAGUAAACAAGCUUCAACAAAACCAGAAGAGUCCGCUGAAGAACCUCAAAAAUCCCCACCCCCAUCCUCUGGAGUGAACACUUCUAGUAAUACCAGUUCUCAGAAGGAGGAGAAGCAAAAGUCCACUGGGAAGCCAUUCAAAUGGCCAUGGAACUAAGCGAAUGACCAAAGUUUGAAGCCUCGGAUUGCGGUUGAUCGCGUGUCCUUGAAGGGUUGUUGAGUUACUUAUUAAUUGCUGCUUUUUUUUCGCGGAUUCUUGUCUUCCAAUGAGUGUAAUCCAACUACGUCAUUAAUUGAAUUCACAAUGAGUGCCAUUUUAAGCCCGACCUUCUUGAAACGUGGCUUAUCCACCAGCAAACCAACAGUGCUAUGACCACGAUGACGGCAGGUCUCUCCGGUCAGUAACCCCGAACUUCCGAAAAGUCGUCUUAAUUCUCCCGGCUCAACUAUAAUUUUUCCAUGACAGUUGCUGAAAAGAAAUUGAACCCGGUGUUGUGGUGGGAUUCAGUAACAAGUGAAGCAUUUUUACUGAACCUCGACUUUUACUGAAGAACUCAAGUUGGAGUGACGGAAAGGGAAGGGGUGGUGAUUCCCAAGCUAUAUUGUAUUGUGGUUUCAAAUUUGGAGAAGGGCAUUGGUCGGGCACCCAACAUCUAUCCAAUGAGAGCUUGUGGAAGGUGAGCUGGUUUGGACAUUUAUUGACUUUCUUCAAAACUGUGACCUUUAUGUGAACGAAUGUACUGAUGUCAAUGGCUUCAUUUCACGUGCAAUAUUAAAACAAUUUAUAUGUGAUAUAUAACGUAUGUAAUACUUGGUGUUGGUGUUCUAUUUUAUUAAAAGGUUUAUCAGCUUU